Molecule: messenger RNA, 10466 nt
Organism: Motacilla alba alba
Lineage: Eukaryota; Metazoa; Chordata; Aves; Passeriformes; Motacillidae
Gene: PTPRD
Product: protein tyrosine phosphatase receptor type D
Exons: 45
Coding region: 604-6495 (1963 amino acids)
Biological process (GO): protein dephosphorylation
Molecular function (GO): protein tyrosine phosphatase activity; protein binding
Source: RefSeq, a predicted model, not a curated record
UCUCUCCUCCCUCUCGUCGCUCUUUUCCUCCCUCCCUCUCUCUCUGCCGGCCUCAUCGGAGAGAGUUGCAGUUCCUUCUGGGCCUGUGUGGACUAGGGGCACAACGCGACGCCUGACUGGCAGGAGGGGAAAGCGGAGACUCCUUCAGGUUUCCAAAGAGGUCCGAGUGGACAGCAUUAGGAAAUCUUGAAGAGUCUUACACUUUUAAUCCUCCAGUCAUUAACUGUGCUAUGAGGACAUUCUGGUGAGGCGGUGGGAGUAAAAAGCAACUUUUUUCCUCACCGUUUACAACCCAGUUAAGAAUUUGACUGACAGAAUGUUGGCACCAGCUGUGGCAGAACUGAUCAGCCUCAACUCCAAAUCUCUGUCCUGAGACAAAACAACAGGAUGUGCCUUGGAGAAGAAUCUCAGGAUAGAGUUGUUUUGAUUGUGUUCCAAACCUGCAAGCUCAGGGAGUUGGAAUUCACAAAGUUGAGGUGAGAAAUUCAGUGGACAGCAGAAAAAUCUACAAAGGUUCAAAGCUCUGAAAAUACUUCAUCUGAAAUUUCAGACUGGACAGACUCGCAGUGGCUUCUAAGCCAGUGAGAACAAGGUGGCCAAAGCAUGCUGGUGCCAAGCUGUCGGACGAUGCACGUAGUCAGGCCAGUGGUGGUGCUCCUGUGCUUGCUGCUCUGCGCUGAUGCUGAAACGCCACCAAAGUUUACAAGAACUCCUGUUGACCAGACAGGGGUUUCAGGAGGAGUUGCCUCAUUUAUCUGUCAAGCCACAGGAGAUCCAAGACCUAAAAUUGUCUGGAACAAAAAAGGAAAAAAAGUCAGCAAUCAGAGAUUUGAGGUAAUAGAGUUUGAUGAUGGAUCUGGAUCAGUUCUCAGAAUACAACCACUGCGCACACCCCGAGAUGAAGCUAUUUAUGAAUGUGUGGCUUCCAACAGUGUUGGCGAAAUAAGUGUGUCCACGAGACUCACUGUUUUACGUGAGGAUCAAAUUCCUCGAGGUUUUCCAACCAUUGAUAUGGGCCCACAGCUGAAGGUGGUUGAACGAACUCGUACAGCUACCAUGCUAUGUGCAGCCAGUGGCAAUCCUGAUCCUGAAAUAACUUGGUUCAAAGAUUUCUUACCUGUUGACACAAGCAACAACAAUGGCCGCAUCAAGCAGCUACGCUCAGAAUCUAUUGGUGGUACACCAAUAAGAGGUGCCCUCCAAAUUGAACUGAGUGAAGAAUCUGACCAAGGCAAAUAUGAGUGUGUUGCAACCAACAGUGCGGGUACACGCUAUUCUGCCCCUGCCAAUCUAUAUGUCAGAGAGCUGCGAGAAGUUCGACGGGUUCCACCGAGAUUCUCUAUACCCCCAACAAAUCAUGAGAUCAUGCCUGGAGGGAGUGUAAAUAUCACCUGUGUUGCGGUGGGAUCACCAAUGCCAUAUGUGAAAUGGAUGCUAGGAGCAGAAGAUUUGACACCUGAGGAUGAUAUGCCAAUAGGGAGAAACGUCCUUGAGCUAAAUGAUGUCAGACAAUCUGCAAACUAUACUUGCGUUGCUAUGUCUACCCUUGGUGUUAUAGAAGCAAUAGCGCAGAUAACUGUCAAAGCCUUACCCAAACCUCCUGGAACACCUGUGGUGACAGAAAGCACAGCAACUAGCAUAACAUUGACUUGGGAUUCUGGAAACCCUGAGCCAGUUUCGUACUACAUAAUCCAACACAAACCCAAAAACUCAGAGGAGCCAUAUAAAGAAAUUGAUGGGGUGGCCACAACACGUUACAGCGUGGCUGGCCUAAGCCCGUAUUCCGAGUAUGAAUUUCGGGUUGUUGCUGUAAAUAACAUUGGGCGAGGGCCACCCAGCGAGCCUGUGUCUACGAGGACUUCAGAACAAGCACCUUCAAGUGCACCACGCAAUGUACAGGCCCGUAUGCUGAGCUCCACCACCAUUCUGGUACAGUGGGAAGAACCUGAGGAACCUAAUGGGCAAAUACAAGGUUACAGAGUUUAUUACACCAUGGACCCCACUCAACAUGUCAACAGCUGGAUGAAGCACAACGUGGCUGACAGCCAUAUUACCACUAUUGGGAAUCUUGUACCCCAGAAAACAUACUCUGUGAAGGUUCUUGCUUUUACUUCCGUUGGGGAUGGACCACUUUCUAGUGACAUUCAAGUCAUCACUCAAACAGGAGUGCCUGGUCAACCACUGAACUUCAAAGCAGAACCUGAGUCUGAAACGAGCAUACUGCUUUCCUGGACACCUCCACGGUCUGAUACCAUUUCCAGCUACGAACUGGUUUACAAAGAUGGGGAGCAUGGGGAGGAACAACGGGUUUCCACUGAACCUACUACAUCGUAUCGUCUGCAAGGCUUAAGGCCAAACAGCCUGUACUUGUUCCGCCUAGCUGCACGGUCUCCUCAAGGCCUGGGUGCCUCAACAGCAGAAAUCUCAGCCAGAACCAUGCAGUCAAAGCCAUCAGCUCCUCCUCAAGACAUUAGUUGCACAAGCCCCAGCUCCACUAGCAUUUUGGUAAGUUGGAAACCUCCACCGGUGGAAAAACAGAAUGGCAUUAUCACUGCAUACUCCAUCAAGUACAUUGGAAUUGAUGGAGAAGAUGUCAAGCCCCAUGAAAUUUUGGGAAUUUCCUCGGACAGUACCCAGUACCUUUUGGAACAGCUGGAAAAGUGGACUGAGUACCGGAUCUCUGUGACUGCUCACACUGAUGUUGGACCUGGGCCAGAGAGCUUAGCAGUAUUGAUUCGGACAGAUGAAGAUGUUCCUAGUGGUCCUCCUCGCAAAGUCGAGGUAGAGGCUGUCAACUCUACUGCUGUUAAAGUGUCCUGGCGCUCGCCUGUGCCCAAUAAGCAGCACGGUCAGAUACGAGGGUACCAGGUCCACUACGUGAGGAUGGAGAACGGAGAGCCAAAGGGUCAGCCCAUGCUAAAAGACAUCAUGCUGGCGGAUGCACAGUGGGAAUAUGAUGAUACUACUGAACAUGAAAUGAUAAUUUCUGGGCUUCAACCUGAAACCACAUACUCUUUCACUGUGACAGCCUAUACAACUAAAGGUGACGGAGCACGCAGCAAACCCAAACUUGUAUCUACUACUGGUGCAGUUCCAGGUAAACCUCGACUUGUGAUUAGCCACACACAGAUGAACACGGCUCUAAUUCAGUGGCAUCCUCCAGUGGAAACUUUUGGCCCGCUGCAGGGUUAUCGCCUGAAGUUUGGUCGCAAAGACAUGGAUACAUUAACUACCAUGGAGUUCUCAGAGAAGGAAGAUCACUUCACAGCGACAGACAUUCACAAAGGAGCUUCUUAUGUCUUCAGGCUCUCAGCUAGAAAUAAAGUGGGCUAUGGGGAGGAGAUGGUUAAAGAGAUUUCUGUUCCUGAAGAGGUACCCAGUGGAUUUCCCCAAAAUCUCCACUCAGAAAGCUCUACUUCUACAUCAGUUCAAUUAACUUGGCAGAUGCCACUCUUGGCAGAAAGAAAUGGCAUUAUCACCAAAUAUACCAUCUUGUACAGAGAUAUCAAUGUUGCUUACCAGCCAGUUGAACUCCCUGUUGUUCCUGCUGAUACCACUAUGACACUUUCUGGCUUAAAACCAGAUACCACUUAUGAUGUUAAAGUACGUGCCCACACAAGCAAAGGGCCUGGUCCAUAUAGUCCAAGUGUCCAGUUCAGGACACUACCCGUGGAUCAAGCAGUGUUUGCAAAAAAUUUUCAUGUUAAAGCAGUAAUGAAGACUUCUGUUUUGCUGUCCUGGGAAAUUCCAGAAAACUACAAUUCAGCUUUGCCUUUCAAAAUCCUUUAUGAUGAUGGCAAAAUGGAGGUUGAUGGACGUGCUACCCAAAAGCUGAUCACAAACUUGAAGCCAGAGACGUUGUAUUCAUUUGUCCUGACAAACAGAGGGAAUAGUGCUGGGGGUCUUCAGCACAGAGUAACCGCAAAGACUGCACCGGACGUGCUUCGCACAAAGCCAGUCUUCAUUGGAAAGACCAACUUAGAUGGCAUGAUAACUGUGGAACUUCCAGAAGUACCCUCAAAUGAGAAUAUAAAAGGCUAUUACAUAGUUAUUGUGCCUUUGAAGAGGUCGCGUGGAAAGUUUAUCAAACCAUGGGAGAGUCCAGAUGAAAUGGAAUUAGAUGAGCUGCUUAAGGAGAUAGCCAGGAAACGCAGAAGCAUUCGUCUUGGAAGGGAAGUUGAAUUAAAGCCAUAUAUUGCAGCUCACUUUGAAGUUCUUCCUACGGAAUUCACAUUGGGGGAUAAGAAGCAUUAUGGUGGAUUUGAGAAUAAGCAACUGCAGAGUGGUCAAGAAUACGUCUUCUUUGUGUUGGCUGUAAUGGAGCACUCAGAAUCUACGAUGUAUGCAACAAGCCCAUAUUCAGAUCCUGUUGUGUCAAUGGAUCUUGAUCCCCAACCAAUUACAGAUGAGGAGGAAGGCUUGAUUUGGGUUGUUGGACCAGUUCUUGCAGUGGUGUUCAUCAUCUGUAUUGUUAUUGCUAUACUUCUUUAUAAAAGCAGUAAACCUGACAGGAAGAGGGCUGAAUCUGAUUCUAGAAAGAGCAGCAUACCCAACAGCAAGGAGGUCCCCUCUCACCAUCCCACAGAUCCAGUGGAGCUGCGACGCCUUAACUUUCAAACUCCGGCUUUGAGCAGUAAUUCAGUCCCCUACGCCUCCCUGAUUGGCUCUGUGUCCUCCCUCUCUAGCCAAACUACCACUCAGUCCUUAUAUGAUAAUAACUCUCUCCCACGAUUCGCUCGAAAAGGUAUGGCCAGUCAUCCCCCAAUACCUAUCUUGGAACUUGCAGAUCACAUUGAAAGAUUGAAAGCAAAUGACAAUUUGAAGUUCUCACAGGAGUAUGAGUCUAUUGAUCCUGGUCAGCAGUUCACAUGGGAACACUCUAACCUGGAAGUAAACAAACCAAAGAAUAGAUAUGCGAAUGUAAUUGCAUACGACCAUUCUCGUGUUCUUCUCUCAGCAAUAGAAGGCAUACCAGGCAGCGACUAUAUCAAUGCUAAUUACAUAGAUGGGUACAGGAAGCAGAAUGCUUAUAUAGCAACACAGGGGGCAUUGCCAGAAACCUUUGGUGACUUCUGGAGAAUGAUGUGGGAACAACAAGGUGCAACAGUCGUCAUGAUGACAAAACUAGAGGAGAGAUCCAGGGUGAAGUGUGAUCAAUACUGGCCAAGCAGAGGCACAGAAACUUAUGGACUAAUCCAAGUGACCCUUUUAGACACUGUUGAAUUGGCAACAUACUGUGUUCGUACAUUUGCACUUCACAAGAAUGGCUCAAGUGAGAAAAGGGAAGUGAGGCAAUUCCAGUUCACUGCCUGGCCUGACCAUGGUGUCCCAGAACACCCAACACCAUUCUUAGCUUUCCUGCGACGAGUCAAGACUUGCAACCCACCUGAUGCCGGACCUAUGGUUGUGCAUUGCAGUGCUGGAGUCGGCAGGACUGGCUGUUUCAUUGUGAUAGAUGCCAUGUUAGAGAGAAUAAAGCAUGAAAAGACUGUAGAUAUUUAUGGCCACGUAACUCUAAUGAGAGCACAGAGGAAUUACAUGGUUCAAACUGAGGACCAAUACAUCUUUAUCCAUGAUGCACUGCUGGAAGCAGUGACAUGUGGAAAUACCGAAGUGCCAGCCAGAAACCUGUAUGCAUAUAUCCAGAAGCUGACACAGAUAGAAACAGGAGAGAAUGUCACAGGAAUGGAACUGGAAUUUAAGCGUCUUGCUAGCUCUAAGGCUCACACUUCAAGAUUCAUCAGUGCCAAUCUUCCAUGUAAUAAAUUCAAAAAUCGCCUUGUCAAUAUUAUGCCAUAUGAAUCCACAAGGGUAUGCUUGCAGCCUAUCCGAGGAGUAGAAGGCUCUGAUUAUAUUAAUGCCAGUUUCAUUGAUGGAUACAGACAACAAAAAGCUUACAUAGCUACACAGGGUCCUUUAGCAGAAACAACUGAAGACUUCUGGAGAAUGCUCUGGGAGCAUAACUCUACAAUUGUGGUCAUGCUCACUAAGCUACGAGAAAUGGGCAGAGAAAAAUGCCAUCAGUACUGGCCUGCGGAGCGCUCAGCCAGAUAUCAGUAUUUUGUGGUAGAUCCAAUGGCAGAGUACAACAUGCCACAGUAUAUUCUGAGGGAAUUCAAGGUUACAGAUGCAAGGGAUGGUCAGUCCCGAACAGUGAGGCAGUUCCAGUUCACUGACUGGCCAGAACAAGGAGUGCCAAAGUCCGGAGAAGGAUUUAUUGAUUUCAUAGGCCAAGUGCAUAAAACAAAAGAGCAAUUUGGUCAGGAUGGACCAAUUUCUGUUCAUUGCAGUGCGGGUGUUGGAAGAACUGGAGUAUUCAUAACCCUGAGCAUUGUGUUAGAAAGAAUGAGAUAUGAAGGUGUUGUAGACAUCUUCCAGACUGUCAAAAUGUUAAGGACACAGCGGCCAGCCAUGGUACAGACAGAGGAUCAAUACCAGUUCUGCUAUCGAGCCGCACUGGAGUAUCUGGGCAGCUUUGAUCACUAUGCAACAUAAAAACCCAUUGUGGAUUUUUAUUGCAGGCCCUUUAAGAUCCAGAGAGCCGCUUCUGAGCCAUACAAUGUGCUUUAGAAGUACUUCUUAACUCUUAGCUAAGGAGCAAUUAUUGGGGAUAUAUAAAAUAAAAAAUAAUAAAAAAAGAAACAGAUGAACAAAAUAUUGGGGAUAUAUAAAACAGAAAAACAACAAAAAAAAACCCCACCCAACAAGAAGUAUUCCAUGUGGACCAAGAAUUCACAGUUUAAUAACCUAACCAUAAUAAAAGAAUCCUGACCACUGAGGCGUCUGAAAGAUUUCGUUUACAGAUACCUCAAGGGUUCGACAUUGGUUGAAGUUAAAGGGAAGAGGAAAUUUAAUCAGAAAGAGUGAUCAUCUUAUUCAGGAUGACAUGAUUUUGCAAGGAGGAGUUUUGAGAACUGCAGUUCAGUGCAAGAUGUUUGUUGCAAGGUUGGGUUCCGGCUUCUCAAAAAAAGCGGACUCUUUACUUCAACAUCACUGUUUCCCAUCCUACUGCUCAUCAUAACACUUAAGGGAAAAUGUGGGAAUGUUUAAAAAGAAAGUCCUUGAUUUAGUUUUUUAGUAUUGUAAAGAUACUGCUGACCUGUGCUUCAUUUUUAACUGUGUAAACUUUUUCCUUUUUUUAACAAGAAUCUAUCAUUCGAUUAAGAGAAUUAAAGAAAAGGUUGCAUAACUGUUAAUAUUUUUGUUUAAAAAUGUAGAUUUUUUUUAAGCUGUAGAACUGUUAUCUGUAAUAUUGUGCUGUAGAAAUGUUAGAUCCUUUGAAAAUUUGCACAUUUUUGUGCAGUCCUACAGUACCACAGUCUUGUUAGAUACGAAUUUUCUAGUUUUAUUUGGUUUGGUUUUUUUUCCUUUAAGAAAAUAUUCAUUGUAAUCAGUUAAAUCAAAAUGGGGCUUUUGGUUUAUUUUGGAAUCAACAGGGAGGCGCAAAGUAUAAAGAUGCUGCUAGCACAUACACACACACGCACACAUAUGCACAUGCACACUCACACCCUCUCUUUUAUAUAUAUAUAUAUAUGUAUUACUGUCUACCCUUUUUUGACUCUGUAUAGUUGCAGAGAAUACAGAUGGAUUCAGAUACAGAUUUUCACACAUGCACAUAAACAUAUCAGUCUUUAUGUACCUGGAUUUAUGAAAGCAUUGGGAAAGUUUUUCCACAUACUACAAUUAUAUCAGACUACAAUUUGAUCAUCUCUGUAUUUUUAAGGUCCAUAAACUUCUGUUUCAAAGGGAAGUGAGGAAUGCACAUCAUUGAUAUUUGAAUGCCAUCUCUAUCCCAAAUAAUAUUUCUAUCCACAUUUCCACUUGAACACACACACCUGCACACAUCAGAGAAAACACAUGCACACACGCACACACAGUAUGUGAUUUAGGCUUCAAGUGAAGUUCAAUAUUUGUAACACUAUAGUGCAAUAAGAAACCAUAUUAUUAAAUGUAGGAGGUGUGCAUGUGGGAAAGGUCAGUGCAUAUCCCUUUAGGAGGGGAGAAUGUUGUAAUAUACUAGGUAUUAAGAUGUUUUAAAAUUGUAUUAAAUAGUAUACUGUCUAUAGUGUGCGCUAUAUAAUUUACAUUUAUCAUAUGAACAGGGCAAAGCCAAACACACAUUGCUCUGUGAAAUCAAAUGUUUUGUGGCAUACAGCAUUGUUUGGGGAUGCUGGGGUUUAUUUUAAUUUUACAUUUAGAGUGCCUUAUAUUUGAUGCCUAUUUUGAAUAGUAUUUCUUUCAGUUAGCCUUCAUUUGUAUUUAGUUUAGUUUGUUUAUAUCUCUGUUGUUCUUUUUUCAAACAUUUUAAUACAUGUACCAGACAUUUUGAAAAAUAUGCAUUUCCAGUUUCUAAUCAAGUAUGGAUGGUAAUAAAUGAUAACCCAAAACACAUAGGUAGUCAAGGCCCUUUAUCCUUCUACAUUUCUAAUAACAGAAUAUCCCACAAAUUAGAAAUCUGUUUCUGGUUGGCUUUUCAAACCCACUUUGUCACUGGUUGUAGUGUUAUCUGUCAUUGCCGAGCUGUAGCAGCACAGUAGCAGUAGUUGGCAUCAGCAGUGCUUAUGCUUUUUUUUUUUUUUCUUUUGUUUUUUCUUUUUUCUUUUCAAAUUUAUUUUGGGCCAAGUCCUGCUCAUUCACUUGUGUCAACAGAUUGCUAAAAUCAAACCCUUGCUUUCAGUGGGAAGGUUCAUGUAAGGCUAGCAAGACUGAGCCCACAUGACAUAUUGGAGAUUGACAGAUUUUAUUCCAGGAAAAAGGAAAAUUCUCUAAACAGCACAAAAUACUUUUUGAGACCCUUUCUAGAAUGCCAUUUACAUUGACCUUGGUCACCAUGUGUUCUGCCAUUGUUAGUACAUCAGCAUCAAAAGAUGCUUUAUUUGGGGUUUCAAAUAGGAGUAUUGCUGUGGCUUCUCCAUGUGGCCUCAAAAUUUUUAGUUCUUCUUCCAAUUUACCCACUCCUAUGAGAAAUAAAAAUAAGAAAGACCAAACUCCAGCAAUUGUAUUUGAGCACUUUUGUAAUGAAAAAAAACCCAAACCAAAAAAAUCAAAACAGAAAUAUAUAUAUAUAUAUAUAUAUAUAUAUAUAUAUAUAUAUAUAUAUAUAUAUAUAUAUAUAUAUAUAUGGAAUAGAAGUAUUAUAGAAGGCUACCUCAGAAUGAGAUUCUAUAACUUACAUCUGAACCAGAGAAGAAUGUGCACUAUGUUUCUUUCUCUUCUUCUUUCUUGAUCUAUAUGUUGAAAUAGUUAUUGAAAUGCCAGGUUAUGUUGUGUGGUCAUGUUCUUCAACUCAAAUAUAGGAAUUCAGAAAUACAAAAUAACAUGUGAUUUUGAAAACAUAGACUAAGGAAGGUUCCUGCACACUGGAUCUUUACAAAGAUCAGUGCAUUUUCCCUAGCAGACUGCCUUGCAAGCUCCAACAAAAAUAAGAGAGUAAAAGAAAUACAAAAAAAGCAGAGCCAAUUUAUGAGAAAAACUGUUGUACAACUGAAUUCUCCUUUCAGCUUUUUUGUUUCUUACGAUAGCUCUUAGCAUCAUUGAUGUGCAUUCCACUUUCUGUAUAAUACAUGCAUUCUACAGUUAAUUUAAAUUGUGAGCAUCUUUGUCUACAUACAUUAUACAUUUCCAAGCUUAAAAUUGGUUUCAUCAGCAUAACCAGUACGGUGCUAUUAUUUACGUCUGUAUGUGUAGUUAUGUCUAAUUUUGUAAUUAGUUGCAAUGGGAAAAAAAUCACAAAAUAUAUUAAAAAUGAUUUAUAAAAAAAGUUUAAUUUAGCUCUUUUUAAAAAAUUUAUUUGAGUGGUUAGAUAGCGGAGAAGAUGGCUGGGGGAAGGAGUGACCUUCUAAGGAGAUUUGCACUUUCUAUAUAUACCUUUGUACUAUGCACUGCCCUAUUGAUUCUACACCCAAUAUUAACUUGAACCCAUCUGUAGGAAAUUACUUACAAAAUCCACUUGUAUGUAUUUAAAAGACACAGAACAUGUAAAAAGGAAAAAAAAAAAAGCAACUGCUUUUUUUGUUUCCUUUUAUUCUUUCCCAUUUUUCUUUAUGUUUAUUUUUCUUUUUUUUUUUCUUUUUUCUUUUUUUUUUUUUUUUAUCCCCUUGGUGCCCUGAUACUCCACAGAUAUCAGAAGGCUGCAGUUCUCAUUAUAACCAUCCAUUAUGUGGCUUUGCCAUUCAAGCUUGGAGUGUCUUUACAAAGAUAAUAAAAAACUUGUGUUCUUUGCUCUUGUUUUGGAUGCAUAGACUGAAAAACUUUAAAAAAUUACCUUGUAAAAUGGCUUGUUAAAAAAGAUACAAUUACCUCUAAUUAGUAGUACGCGUAAAUGUUUUACAGAAUGAAAGGCGUGCUUUUUAUUUUCUUACUUCGUUACAUUGGUGGCAAAAGGAAGUCUGUAUGAAAAUCAGUUCUUUGCUGACACAAGUUCCAUUUGUUACAGAUGAAUUCUAAUAAAAUGUCAGUGUUAUGCA